Physella acuta is the source of this 437-nucleotide messenger RNA. RefSeq names its product mucin-2-like. Lineage: Eukaryota; Metazoa; Mollusca; Gastropoda; Physidae. The record is from RefSeq and is a predicted model, not a curated record.
CGUGUUCCUGGUGGUCAUGUGCUUUGUGGUGGCUUUCGUCCUGUUCUUCUGCCUCGUCUUCGUCAUACUGUUGGGAGGCGCCAUGAAGGAGCCAAGUGAUCCAGUGGAAGUCUUGGUGGGGAAGCACAUAGACGCCAUCUCCCGCGCCCUCCAAGCGUCCAACAUACAGAAACCUCUCCACCUGGCGGCCAGCACCUCGACCACCUUCAAACCAAAGACCACCGCGGAUCCCAGUACUGCGACCCCAAGUGCUAGCAAAAAGGUACUUAAAACAAACACGAACCCCAGCAGUGCGACCACUAGCACGUCAAAGAAUACGCAAGCUCAGGAACCCACCAAUCCCACGGACCCCAGCUCUGAGACCGGCAAAACAACCGGAACUGGCUCAACGAAAGUCUGAGUACCGAUGAGCGAACGUUUGAGAACCACUGUCAACG